Messenger RNA from Drosophila obscura, 758 nucleotides. RefSeq names its product c-Myc-binding protein homolog. NCBI's taxonomy places the organism in Eukaryota, Metazoa, Arthropoda, Insecta, Diptera, Drosophilidae. The transcript has 2 exons. Gene Ontology annotation, molecular function: transcription coactivator activity. Gene Ontology annotation, cellular component: nucleus. Gene Ontology annotation, biological process: regulation of DNA-templated transcription. The record is from RefSeq and is a predicted model, not a curated record. Bases 72 to 656 code for a protein of 194 amino acids.
GGUAUAUCUGAGGGUCAGUCGGUAUAUUUUAUCGAUACGCGGUCUCACUGAUUGGUUGUUUCUUUUCCAAGAUGUCCUUUAAGCCAAUUGACCCAAAACGUGAUGAGAUCCGUCGCUAUCUGGAGCGCGGCAGCGUUCUGGACUCGCUCACCAAAGUCUUUAUACGCGUCAUAAAAGAGCGGCCUGAAAAUCCAAUGGAGUACAUACGCAACAACAUUGGUGCUGUCCGCCAUCAGCAUGACAAGUACGAGCGCCUUCAGCAGCAAUUGCAGUCUGCCAACGAGGAAAUACAACGCUUGCGCGGCAUUAUUAACAACAUUGACCCGGAGGCUCUGGCGGGCCAGGCGUCCCUCAAUUCGAGCGAGCUCCUCUCUGACGACUCUGAGCUCCAAAAUGCGGCCAAAAUUGAGGCUCCUGUUGAGAACGUGGAAGCAGCCCAUGGUGGCCAGCCGGUUUUGGCAGAGGUAAACGCUGUAGCUGAAGAAGCUGAAGCUGCAGCUGUGAGCAACAGCGUUGAGCAGCUGGCUGCCGCUGUGGAAGUUUGUCAGAUCGAGGAAAAAAUUGUAGCUGCUGUCGCAGAAGCUGCAAAUGAUAGUUCAACACAAAGCCCAUCCGUCCAGGCUGAAGCCAGUAGCUCCACCGACAAUACCGAGUAAAUCGACUCUGACUCUCAUUAAACUAAAACACAUUCCAUGUGAAAUCAUCCAUUUAGAAUGUUUAAGUAUUUUCUUAAAUGUAAAUAAACUACAACAUUAACA